CUAUUUGAGCUUUGUUUGGCCUGCAUCGCAAAGAUUCCGAUGUAUUGUACCAUUUAUUUGUUGUACACUUGGUACUGAUAUAUAUUAUGUGAACUGCCAUGUUAACAUGUAAAGACUGAUUUUCUGCCAUCAUUAUUAUGCAAUCCCAUUAAUUUGGUUUUGCUUUGAAUGAGCUAUCUAUUGCAGUGCUGCCAACCUAUGUUAGAGCAGAAAGAUGCACACACCAUUUUGUUCAAUAUGUACUGUGCGUGAAUUAAUGUUUAUGUGAUCUUUGCUCACUUUAUCUGUCCAGGAGUGUUGUAUUUGCCUAUCGGCUUACGAUGACAGUGCAGAGUUGCGCGAACUACCCUGUAUGUGUUCUCCAGUCGCUGAUACCUGGGUAUGGUUUUGGUUUUGUUGUGGUGAUUGUCAGGCGCGAGGAUGCUGCAGCAUUCGAACAGCGCCAACGAGCUGCUCUUGCGCCGGAAGCUGGAGGAGCAGCAGCAGGCUGCCGAACUUCAUCACGCCAUUGAGCUCCAGAGCCGCCGCCUCAUGGGUCUCCAGCUGCUCGACCUCAAGGCUCGCGCAGCUGCGACAACAGCAGCGGCAUCGACACUGCCAACACCAGUUGCCAAUGCCUUCGCGUCCAGCCAUCCUUUGAGCACCAUGGCAGUCGAGUCGCCACUAGAGUCCGGAGAGCAGCUCAAGCUGAGCAGUGGGUUUGCUCUGGAGGGGAAGCUCAACGGUGGCGAUAAGGAAGAAUCUGCUUGCGAGGCGAGCCCUGACGCCGCUGAUAGCGACCAAAGGUGGAUUAAACAACCCAUUUCAUCAUUCUUCUUCCUUGUUAGUUAUGAUUCCGCUUGCCUUUCAUGA
Molecule: messenger RNA, 852 nt
Organism: Zea mays
Lineage: Eukaryota; Viridiplantae; Streptophyta; Magnoliopsida; Poales; Poaceae
Product: zinc finger CCCH domain-containing protein 22
Exons: 2
Coding region: 421-852 (143 amino acids)
Source: RefSeq, a predicted model, not a curated record